GGAGCCAGCAUGGAGAACUCGGGUAACCAGUUUCACAACAGCCUCUUCUUCCAAGCAGACCCUCCUCCUGGCAGCCCGCAAAGUGCAGCGUGCCUGGCUGUGAUAGGGAGACUGGCCGAGGCGCCGGGGAUUUUACAGCUUGCUCAGUCCUGCUGGAUUGAGGUUGGCUUGAAAUGUUUAUUUUAAUAAUGCGUGGGGUUUUCUGUUUGUUAGUUGUCUGCACGGAGUUCCGAUGCAAAUAGCCCCCUUUCUCUUUUGUUUAAGAGCUCGGGCAAAGUGAUGCUAAAUGCAGUGUGAGGUCAGUGUUUGUGAAUGAAGAGGAGUCCGCUCCACCUGUCUCAAAGCGAAGAUGGACGUCAGCGUCUCCGUGUCCUUCUUUCAAGAGCAGCUCGGCUCUGCCAUCGAGCACGCAGUGAAGGCGGCUGUAGACACCGUCUUGUGGGAAAUUACUAAAGCUGUCGGCAGCAAAUUCACUGAGUUGCACAUAGAAAUGUGCGGAAUGGAGAAGGAGAAUGAAAGUCUGAAGCUGAGACUGGAAAUAUCAGAGAGCGAGUUGAAAGCGCUGCGAGAAUGCAUGAGCGCUGCAGGGGCAGAUAUUAAACAACCCCUCACAUUGCAAGAUCCCAAAGAGAGCCACGCUAUCCCUGAAUCUGAAGCACAGGAGAGGUCAGCGACAGAAGCGGUUUCCACACAAGAGGAGUCCUUUGAGCAGGAGUGGUGUGCAAGUCUAGUGCAGGUUACAGAGCUGCCGUUUGUUAAAGAUGAAGAGGUCCCUCAACAGGAAUGUGUUCCUAUCAAAGAGGAGUUCAUAGAGCAGGAAUGUGUCUCCAUCGCAGAGGAACUUCCUGCUGAAUAUAAUGCCUGUACACUUGAGGAGAGCAAGCUGGGAUCCAGGCUGUGUGAUGAUUCUCCAUCUGAAUGUGAACUGGGAUUGAGAGCUUCUAUAGUAGAUGAAGGAGAGCACGACUCCACUCCAUCACCGCACUGCAAAAACUCUUCUAAUGGCAAACCACAACGCAAGAAACACAGAGAGACGACGCCCCAAGAAGAAAAUGUGAAGACAUUGAGAACUCACUCAGUUAAAUUUCCUUCUUUACAAGACAAGGAGAGUACAGAGACGCCACAUUCUGCAUGUUUUAACAGUUCUGAAACCCAGGGCAACUUGAAGACCUUGCCUCAUUCUAUUACAGGUGGGAAGAGUUCCUAUCAAUUAGGUUCUCUUAAAACUCACAAGGGAAAUCACACAGGAGGGACUCCCUUUUCUUGUGGUGUUUGUGGGAAGAGUUUCAAACAUUUAUCGCAUCUUAAAAGACACCAUCUAACUCACACAGGAGAGAAACCUUUUCACUGCACUGUGUGUGGGAAGAGAUUCAGUCAGUUAAAUGACCUUAAAAGACACCAGCGUGUUCACACAGGAGAAAAACCUUAUCACUGCACUGUGUGUGGGAAGAGGUUCACGCUGUUUGGAAAUCUUCAAUCACACCAGCGCAUUCACACAGAAGAGAAACCCUAUUGCUGUACUGUGUGUGGGAAGAGUUUCAGUUUUUUUUCAAACUUUAAAAUCCACCAGCACAUGCACUAGGGGUGGGUUAGAGUACUCUAGUUCAUUCUAAUUACUCGAGUACUUGUUUAUUACUCGAGUACUCGAAAAAAUUGAAAGAAUAUCUGUUCAUGAAUGUAAGUGCAAUAUAUUGUAGCGACCCGGUCAGUUCAGGUUGGCAGACUGGUCCUGUGCAUUCACGUUGUGUAUUUUUCCAGGGUGGGACCAUACCACUAGUUUCCUCUGUCUUUGUGUGUGUGUGUGUGUGUGUGAGUGAGAGCUGUUUUCUCUGUGUGUGAGGGGACUGACGAAGCCUGUGUGUGUGUGUGUGGAAUAGAUCAAGCGAGAAAGUGAGCGAAUUUUUAGGAUGGAGUCAGGAGGUAUUGUGUUUUUUUAUUGUUUUUGCGAUGCGGUCCUGACCCAUGGACCCUGUUUAAUUGAUAAAGUAGUUUUGUUAGCACCUGAAUCCUGUCUCCUGCUUUGAGCCUCAAGACCAGGGGUUGUUGCAGUAUUUUAUUCAUGUGUACCAUUAACACUAGCCACGGAAGUCACUUUAACAGGUUAAGGUUUUUCAAAUUUAAAUUACUCUGCGUGUCUGAUCACGAAAAUAAGGAUGUUGUAAACCCCCCCCCCCCCCCC
Polyodon spathula (Mississippi paddlefish) is the source of this 2179-nucleotide messenger RNA. Its product is annotated as zinc finger protein 782-like. Gene Ontology annotation, biological process: regulation of transcription by RNA polymerase II. NCBI's taxonomy places the organism in Eukaryota, Metazoa, Chordata, Actinopteri, Acipenseriformes, Polyodontidae. Gene Ontology annotation, molecular function: DNA-binding transcription factor activity, RNA polymerase II-specific; RNA polymerase II cis-regulatory region sequence-specific DNA binding. The transcript has 3 exons. The record is from RefSeq and is a predicted model, not a curated record. The coding region runs from base 350 to 1582 and encodes 410 amino acids.